AUGUCCGAGAAAUCUCUCACUUCCUCUUCUUUACCUCUGCCCGCUCAGUCCCCUUAUAACGGCAGGAGGAAAUCCAACUAUCCCAAGAUCCUCCUCGGUGUCUUAUUCGUCCUAGCUACAUUAGUGAACUUCGGACCAUCCAUCUCAUCCCUCAACCCACUCAGAAAUGAUCUAAAGUUCGUAGAUGAUGAGAAUUGGAUCGAUAGAUAUGAUCAAGGGGACAUAGAGAAAUGGUCGAAAUGCCCUCAACAGCCCAAAGCUUUGUUUCCUAAUUCUACUUGGGAAUUAAGUGAUGAGGAGAAGAAGAAGGUGGUUGAUACGUUCUCGAAAGCUGUCCAAAUCCCCACCGAAUCAUUCGACGAUAAUGGAGAACCUAACGAGGAUCCAAGAUGGAAACCAUUCUUUGAUUUCCAAGCUUGGCUGGAAGACACUUUCCCACUUGCUCACACAACAGCCAAAAUAGAAUACAUCAAUACUUUGGGUAUACUAGCCACUUUCGAAGGAAGUGAUCCAUCCCUCAAACCGUUACUACUUAUGUCCCACUACGAUGUGGUCCCCGCGCCAUCAGAUACGUUCGACCGAUGGACUCAUCCACCUUUCUCGGGGUAUAACGACGGGACGUAUAUCUGGGGAAGAGGUGCGGGUGAUGAUAAACCAUUACUUGUUGCACAAUGGGAGGCAAUCUCCAACUUACUCGAAAACGGUUUCAAGCCCCGACGAACUAUCAUCUUCUCCCACGGCAACGACGAAGAAGAGGUAUUUGCUAGAAGAGGUCAAGGCCACAUUGCACCUUUCUUGGAAGAGAGAUACGGUAAAGAUGGAUUGUUGAUGGUCAUUGAUGAAGGUAGUGGUUUGAUUGAUGAUUUCUAUGGCGCUCCAUUUGCCAUCCCAGGUAUGGGUGAGAAAGGCUAUAUGGACAUAGUUAUUUCAGUCGGUACUGCUGGUGGUCACUCCUCCGUCCCUCCUACUCACAGCGGUAUAGGUAUCAUGUCACAAGUUGUUUCAGCCUUAGAAGAUAACCCAUUCCCUAACAAGCUUACCCCCGCCUCACCUCUUCUGACCUCACUGGAAUGUGCUCUCGCCCACUCUCCAUCUGUGCCAUCACACUACUCCAAACUUCUCAAAUCGGAAGGCCCCAAAUCAUACCCUAAACUUGCCAAAGUAUUAGCUAAAGAAAACCUCAAAUCGAAAGCUAUGGUAGGAACGACCACAGCAGUGGACGUCAUCAACGGAGGAGUAAAAGUGAAUGCUCUGCCUGAACUUGUUACCACAUUGAUCAAUUUCAGAAUCGAUUUUUCAGAAUCUAUCAAUUCUACUCAAGCGCAUGUGAAUAGACUCGUAUCUCACAUUGCAAAAAAGAAUGGAUUGGAUUAUCACGGAUUUGAAAGUAAGAAAAGGGAAGAAUUGGGUGGGAAGUAUAUCUCAGUGGAGUUGUUGGGUUUACCACUUGAACCUGCUCCGAGAACUCCUGCUGAGGGAGGGGUUUGGGAGUUGUUCGCUGGGACUGUCAAAGCUGUCUUACCUGGAUCCAACGGUGAAGAAAGAAUCGUUACUCCCUAUGCUUCGACCGGAAACACCGACUGUAAGAUGUAUUACAACCUUACCAAGAACGUAUAUCGUUUCAUGGGAUCAUCAGUUUCAGCAGGUUCCAAUGCUCACACUGUCGACGAGAAAUUCGCGAUUGAGGGAUACUUCCAAAUUAUCAAAUGGGUUCACGCCAUCAUUCAGAACUCGGAUUCUUACGAUGGCGAAGAGUAA
Molecule: messenger RNA, 1758 nt
Organism: Kwoniella botswanensis
Lineage: Eukaryota; Fungi; Basidiomycota; Tremellomycetes; Tremellales; Cryptococcaceae
Exons: 13
Coding region: 1-1758 (585 amino acids)
Cellular component (GO): fungal-type vacuole lumen
Molecular function (GO): metallocarboxypeptidase activity
Source: RefSeq, a predicted model, not a curated record